Messenger RNA from Suncus etruscus (white-toothed pygmy shrew), 4167 nucleotides. RefSeq names its product BMS1 ribosome biogenesis factor (gene BMS1). Gene Ontology annotation, molecular function: GTPase activity; U3 snoRNA binding; GTP binding. Gene Ontology annotation, biological process: maturation of SSU-rRNA from tricistronic rRNA transcript (SSU-rRNA, 5.8S rRNA, LSU-rRNA); ribosome biogenesis; endonucleolytic cleavage of tricistronic rRNA transcript (SSU-rRNA, 5.8S rRNA, LSU-rRNA). Lineage: Eukaryota; Metazoa; Chordata; Mammalia; Eulipotyphla; Soricidae. The transcript is spliced from 23 exons. Gene Ontology annotation, cellular component: nucleus; 90S preribosome. Bases 56 to 3877 code for a protein of 1273 amino acids. The record is from RefSeq and is a predicted model, not a curated record.
AGCAGUUGUGAACCCGUGUGGAUUAAAAUCACUUGUGAACUGGUAAAAGGAUACAAUGGAGACAAAGGACCAGAAGAAACAUAGAAAGAAAAAUAGUGGGCCCAAAGCUGAAAAGAAAAAGAAAAGACACCUACAAGAUCUACAACUUGGAGAUGAGGAAGAUGCCCGGAAAAGAAACCCCAAAGCUUUUGCCGUGCAGUCUGCUGUGCGGAUGGCUCGAUCCUUUCACAGGACUCAGGACUUGAAGACAAAAAAGCAUCACAUUCCAGUGGUGGAUCGAACUCCUCUAGAGCCUCCACCCAUAGUGGUGGUGGUGAUGGGGCCUCCAAAAGUUGGAAAGAGCACUUUGAUCCGGUGCCUCAUUCGGAACUUCACCAGGCAGAAGCUGACAGAGAUCAGAGGUCCCGUAACCAUCGUGUCAGGUAAAAAACGUCGACUCACCAUUAUUGAAUGUGAUUGUGAUAUUAAUAUGAUGAUUGAUCUGGCGAAAGUAGCAGAUUUGGUUUUGAUGCUCAUAGAUGCCAGCUUUGGAUUCGAAAUGGAAACAUUUGAGUUUCUAAACAUCUGCCAAGUACAUGGCUUUCCUAAAAUUAUGGGUGUCCUCACGCAUCUGGAUUCCUUCAAAUACAACAAACAGCUAAAGAAGACCAAGAAGCGAUUAAAACACAGGUUUUGGACAGAAGUCUACCCAGGUGCCAAACUGUUCUACCUCUCUGGAAUGGUACAUGGAGAAUAUCAAAACCAAGAAAUUCACAACCUGGGACGUUUUAUUACAGUUAUGAAGUUUAGACCUCUUACAUGGCAAACCUCGCAUCCUUAUAUCCUGGCAGACAGGAUGGAAGAUUUGACAAACCCAGAAGAUAUUCGAACAAAUAACAAGUGUGACCGAAAGGUGUCUCUUUAUGGUUAUUUAAGAGGAGCUCACUUGAAGAAUAAAAGCCAAAUUCACGUGCCAGGGGUAGGGGAUUUUGCUGUGAGUGACGUUAGUUUCCUCCCUGACCCCUGUGCACUUCCUGAACAACAAAAGAAGCGCUGUUUGAAUGAGAAGGAGAAGUUGGUUUAUGCCCCUCUUUCUGGAGUUGGUGGUGUGCUUUAUGACAAAGAUGCUGUCUAUGUCGACCUUGGUGGCAGCCACGGCUUCCAGGAAUCGGAUGAGGUGAGGCCCACGCAUGAACUGGUCCAGAAUCUUAUUUCUACUCAUUCCACCAUUGAUGCCAAAAUGGCUUCAAGUAGAGUGACACUUUUUUCUGAUUCCAAACCCUUGGGGUCCGAGGAUAUAGAUAAUCAAGGGUUAUUGAUGCCAAAAGAGGAACAGCAUGUGGAUCUGAAAACCGGACGAGUUCGUCGGAAAGCUGUUUUUGGCGAUGAAGAUGAGGAGUCUGGAGAGAGCGAGAAUGAAGAUGAAGAAAUGUCUGAAGGCGACAGAUUGGAAAAUGACUCUAGUGAUGAUGAGACAGAAGAGGAGGAAGAUGUCGAAAUGCCUGAUAAAAACUGUGUGACCAGAAAUCGUGUCAAACGGCUGAAGCUUGAAGAGAUGGAAGAAGACACUGAGGUGGAUUUGCCCGCAUUUGCUGAUAGUGAUGAUGACCUGGAGAGGGGCACAGAGGAAGGAGAAGCAGAGGAAGCUGAUGAAAACAGUGAAGAGGAUUCCUGUGUAGAAUCUAAGCUUCUUCGAGAAGGUGAUAAGCCAGGACAGCUACAGACUAGUCGCUUGAGGGACAGUCUGAAUCCAGAGAAGUCUUUAACAGUGCAAAAAGCAACCCAGGCCGUUUCAGAUUCAGGUCAUUGUACAGCUGAAGAGGCAUUUGCUUCUGAAGAGGAAUCUGAAGAAAGUUCUUCUCCCAGUGCGGAGGAAGAGGAUUCAGAAAAUGAAGAAGCUGAUGAGGAAAAGUUUACGAAGCCUUCUCGAGUAAUCGGUGAUCAGAAACUGGGGUCAGAGGAUGAGACCAGUGAUGUAGAAGAUUUACUCAAAGAGGAAGAUGAUUACAAGGAAGAAAAGAACUAUUCUAUAGAAACUUCAGGAUCCCUCAAGUGGAAGGAAGAUCUUUCCAGGAAGGCAGCUGAGGCCUUUCUGAGGCAACAGCAGACAACACCAAACCUUCGAAAGCUCAUUUAUGGGACAGUGACAGAGGAAAAUGAAGAAGAUGAUGACAAUGGGGAAGAGCUUGGAGGGUUGUUCCGGGUCAGCCAGCCUGCCAGAGAGUGUAAGCACAAGGCUGAUUCUUUGGACUGCUCCAGAUUUCAGGUGGAAGCCCCCCAUGAUUGGGAUUUAGAGGAGGUUAUGAACAGUAUCAGAGAUUGCUUUGUGACUGGAAAGUGGGAAGAGGAUAAAGAUGCAGCCAAAGUCUUAGCAGACGAUGAGGAGCUCUAUGGUGACUUUGAAGACUUGGAAACGGGGGAUGUGCACAAGGGAAAACCAGACUCAGCUUCUCAGGAAGAUACAGAGGAAGAAGUCCAAGAAGAAAUCGACCCCAAUGAAGAAGAAGAUGCCAAGAAAAAACAUUUGGAUAAGAAGAGAAAAUUGAAGGAGUUGUUUGAUGCUGAAUAUGAUGAGGGCGAGAGUACAUAUUUUGAUGAUCUUAAAGGAGAAAUGCAUAAGCAAGCACAGCUUAAUCGAGCAGAAUUUGAAGAUCAAGAUGAUGAUGCUAGAGUCCAGUAUGAGGGUUUUCGACCUGGGAUGUAUGUUCGAAUUGAGAUAGAAAACGUCCCUUGUGAAUUCGUGCUUAACUUUGACCCACAUUACCCAAUUAUUUUGGGUGGUUUGGGCAAUAGUGAAGGCAACGUUGGCUAUGUGCAGAUGCGUCUGAAGAAGCAUCGUUGGUAUAAAAAAAUCCUAAAGUCUCGAGAUCCAAUCAUUCUUUCUGUAGGGUGGAGGAGAUUUCAAACCAUCCCGCUGUAUUAUAUCGAAGACCACAAUGGAAGACAGAGGCUCCUGAAAUACACGCCACAGCACAUGCACUGUGGAGCAACAUUUUGGGGUCCCAUCACUCCUCAAGGAACUGGAUUCUUGGCCAUACAGUCUGUCAGUGGCACAGUGCCAGAUUUCCGGAUAGCUGCCACAGGAGUUGUCCUUGAUCUGGAUAAAUCCAUAAAAAUUGUGAAAAAAUUAAAACUCACUGGUUUUCCAUUUAAAAUUUUCAAGAAUACAUCAUUCAUUAAGGGAAUGUUUAAUUCUGCCUUGGAAGUAGCAAAAUUUGAAGGUGCUGUGAUUCGAACUGUCAGUGGAAUAAGAGGACAGAUCAAGAAAGCCCUCCGGGCUCCAGAAGGAGCAUUCCGGGCUAGCUUUGAGGAUAAGUUACUGAUGAGUGAUAUCGUCUUCAUGAGAACUUGGUAUCCUGUUUCCAUCCCAGCAUUCUAUAAUCCAGUAACAUCUUUGUUGAAACCAGUUGGUGAAAAAGAUACUUGGUCAGGAAUGCGGACAACUGGUCAACUACGACUUGCCCAGGGUAUCAAACUAAAGGCCAACAAGGAUUCUCUAUAUAAGCCCAUCUUGAGACAAAAGAAGCAUUUCAAUUCUCUGCAUAUUCCAAAAGCCUUGCAGAAGGCCUUGCCAUUUAAGAGCAAGCCUAAGUCUCAGGCAAAGACAGGCAAGACGCCGAAGGACAGGAUAAGACCGGCUGUCAUACGGGAGCCUCAUGAAAGAAAGAUCCUUGCACUGCUGGAUGCUCUGAGUACAGUGCACGGUCAGAAGAUGAAGAAAGCCAAGGAGCAGAGGCAUCAGCACAAUAAAGAACACUUCAAAAUGAAGCAGAAAGAGGAAGAAGAAAAACUGAAACGACAGAAGGAUCUCAGGAAGAAGCUGUUCCGAAUCCAAGGUCAGAAAGAAAAGAGAAAUCAGAAGUCUAGCCUAAAGGGCAUGGCAGAGCAACCAAAGUGACCCCCAGAUGGGUUGCCCCCUUUCACCUGCAGAGGUGGGAGUUUUCUGGUGUAAGUAACUUAAAGAACAAGUCAGAGACCAGAGUACAAGGGAAACCUCUUGGUUGGACAUACCUCAGACUGUGCCUUUGGAAAAGAAAUGAAAACUGCUGAAUCUGUUCACUCCCAGUGCCUGUGUUAUGUCAAAAUUUAAUGAUUUAAUUUAUGGUUUUAUAGUUACCCUCAUAUUCCCUUUUUUCUGACUCAGUUUAUUUGUACCACAGGAAAUAUUAUUAAAUAUUUUUCUGUUAA